Molecule: messenger RNA, 300 nt
Organism: Eruca vesicaria subsp. sativa (arugula)
Lineage: Eukaryota; Viridiplantae; Streptophyta; Magnoliopsida; Brassicales; Brassicaceae
Source: the annotation of a GenBank genome assembly
AUGUCAGAAAUUUCAUGUAAGGACAGGCAGCGUUUUACUGGCAAACUGUCUGUUACCAACUGCAGACAUCUCCGGUGCGGUGCCGUGCCGGCAACGUUAAGGGCUCGGAGUGAUUUGGUUUGGUUUAGAGGGUUUUUCUAUGUUGAAAAUCUAGGGACUGAGAAUUAUGCUUCUAUAGUACACGCACUCCCUUUUGUUCUGCCAUUGAGAGUAGUAGACUAUACUAAAAACAAAGCCUCCUUCGACUUGCUUCUCUAUAGAGUAUUGACACCUAAUCCAGAGGAACCCUCUGGUUACUAA